CCAAUCAGCGCCGACUGCCCUGCUCCUCAGCGCCUCAGUUAAUACAAUGGGGAAGGUAAGCAGCAGCUCAGAUUGUUGUGAUUAAAGGAGUAACACAUCUGAGUUGGUGCUCGGAAACGUCGGAGAUCGACUCGUGAAGACAUCACCCGGCCGUUGAAGCGAGUAGGUAUCCGGUAUGUCGGAUGGACAGUAGGAGUGACAGUGUCCUCCGGUCUCGCUGUCGAGCCGUUCCUGACAUCCCCGGUUUCCCUGAUUUAGAUGACUCUUUGGAUGGGGACUGUAAUCAGGAAGAACAUCAGAAAAGCAAUGGAGACAAUCACAUAACCAGCAAUGGAAAAAUUGAAAUGGAACAUGUGAUAAGCAAAAAGCUGCAACUGAAAAGGAAAGCCGAGUACCUGAAGAGUGACCUGAUGCGUCAGUUUGACAGUCAGGUUAAUGACUUCAUGGAUAGUCUUAUUGAGGAGUCGGCCAGCCUGGAGCCUGCACCUCUGCCUGCCGUCUUCUCUCCUCCGCUGUCAGACAAGGAGAGGAGCAAACUCAGGCAUUUUCGGCCUCCCCAUGGCCAGGGCAAGCACUUCGUUAGUCGCAGGUCCCUCUUAGAUGAGCUGUUUGAGGUGAACCACAUCAGGACCAUCUACCACAUGUUUAUUGCCCUGCUCAUCCUCUUUAUCCUCAGUACGCUGGUGGUAGAUUUCAUUGAUGAAGGCAGGCUGGUGCUGGACUUUGACCUGCUGGUCUAUGCGUUUGGACAGUUUCCUCUGGUGGUGUGCACAUGGAUCUGCAUGUUCCUGUCUGUGUUGCUGGUUCCCUACACCCUGUUCCACCUGUGGUCUCAGACCCAGUCUGGUGGGCCCAGUUAUAGUCACCCCAGGUUGUGCAGUUUGCUGUUUGGCUCUGUAUUCUUGCUCUACCAAGCUCUGGGUCUGGGAUUCCUGCCUACAUAUGUGGCGGUGACCAACAGUUUGCCACCUGCAUCCUGCUUUAUUAUCAUCCUGGAACAGGUGCGUCUAAUGAUGAAAGCCCACUCCUUUGUCAGGGAGAAUGUACCAAGAGUCCUGUCCUGGGCUAAAGACAAGACCAGCUCUGGUCCAGCGGUCCCUCAGGUCUCUCAGUAUCUCUACUUUCUGUUUGCACCCACACUCAUCUACAGAGACAAGUACCCCCGAAACCCAGUGAUCAGAUGGGGCUAUGUGGCCACAAAGUUGCUUCAGGUGCUCGGCAGUCUGUUUUAUGCCUAUUACGUGUUUGUGCGGCUGUGCAUCCCUCAGUUCCGCAGCAUCAGUCUGCAGCUGUUUGACCCGAGGGCCAUGGUCCUCUGUGUCUUUAACUCCAUCUUGCCAGGAGUGUUGGUUCUCUUCCUGGCAUUCUUUGCCUUCCUCCAUUGUUGGUUGAAUGCUUUUGCUGAGAUGCUCCGCUUUGCUGACAGGAUGUUUUACAAGGAUUGGUGGAAUUCAACCUCCUUUGCCAAUUACUAUCGCACUUGGAACGUGGUGGUCCAUGACUGGCUGUAUUGCUAUGUGUACCGGGACUUCCUGUGGAUGUCUCAGAAGCGUUUUAGACCGGCUGCCAUGCUGUUUGUGUUUACCGUGUCUGCGGUGGUCCACGAGUACAUUCUUGCAAUCUGCUUUGGCUUCUUCUAUCCCGUGCUGUUCUGCCUCUUCAUGUGCUUUGGAAUGAUGUUCAACUUCAUUCUGCACGACCAAAGGAAAGGUCCCAUCUGGAACAUAAUCAUGUGGACAUCCCUCUUCCUGGGUCAGGGAGUCAUCAUCUGUCUGUACUCUCAGGAGUGGUAUGCUCAGCGCUAUUGCCCCCUGAAGGAGCCUUCGUUCCUGGAGUUACUGAAGCCUCGCUCCUGGAGCUGUCAGAGAGGCCUGGUCGCGGACUCUGAUAGGCUGUGAUUUAUGUUUGGACUACUGCCGAGGACCAUCACUGAUCAGUUUAAAUUUGUUCAGCCUUUCUGUUAAUGUCAUAACUCCAGGUCUUUCACCUUUGUUUUAUUUUAUUGCACUAAGGUCUCGACUGUGUCUGCCAAAAUGUUCUUUACUCUAACAGCAAAGACAAAGUGAUGCCUUACUUAAUAGUUUUAUGUUUUCAAAAAAACAAACCCAACAAAAUCACAAGUUCACAUAAAACCAUAUGUGAACUCUUUUAUUUUUGUGUAUUUAUUUAUUUUUCCAGAUGAAUUUGCAUAUGUUUUCUGUGACCAACUGUGAAACCACUCCUUGUGCCAAUAUGAUGGUGGCAGCCAAGAUAUGGCAGCUGAAUAUACCACACUAUCACACUAUACAAACAUCAUUCAUGUAUGCAGUUAAGUGCAACAGUGAAGUGCAGUCUUUGUUAAAUAUUAAUACCCUAUUGUAAGACAUUCGAUGUGUCAAUGAUUUUCACUGCGGAUACGAUUCAUUGUGAAGAAUGGCCACUGUUUUGUGUUUAGUAUAAAACUCGGAGGAACUGUGGUCUGUGUAUUAUAACUUCAGCAUUGCAGCUACCUUCUCAGAAGAGGAAAAUGAAGGUUGCACUUGAUAUGCUCAUAUAUUUGGGAAAUUAUUUCAUAGUAAAUCUGAAAAAGUGAUGUAGAUCAUUUAGAGAUUAUGGUACACUUUAACUGUAAUAUGUCCUUUUAAUUCUUUCAUUUUCAUCUCCUGAGAAUGUUGGGCACAAAUUAUCAAAUGUGAAACAAAAUAGAUUUGACAGUUCUGCUGUAAGGAGUUAAUAGAUUAAUAUAUUCAUGAUGAUUUGAAUAUUUCCAAUUGAACUUGUUUUGAACAUACGUUGUUAUAGGGAAUAUUUCCUGUUAACCUAAAUAAUGUUUCAUUUUGUUCAUGUGAAGUUGAAAUCAUUACAGAAGCUGCUUGCAAGUAUGUGAUUAUAUUGAAUGAUGAUACUUGAUUAGCACUAAGGGCUACAGUUUGCUUUGUCAGAUACUGAGCCCCUUAAAUGAGAUUAAGUGUUUUGUUGUUUAAAUCAAGCAAGAACACAUUUUACAGAACAGUAAUAUCCAUGUCAAGCUAAUGGAAGAAGUAAUGAACAUGCUGUGUGCUUUUAGUUCUUGUGUUCUUGAUAUAAUGUGUUUACACUUUUGUGUUUUUUUUUAAUUAUUGUUAUUUUCUAUAAGGUAAUCACAAAGUUAUUGAUGCACAGAUGAUGUUGCCAAUUAUGACGUAUUUAAUGCAGGGAGAUCGUGUGAAUAAUGAGAUGCGCAAUACGAAGUCUAAACCAGCAAUGGAAAACUCUGCACUUCCAAAAACUGAAUGUCCACAAGGUGGCGCUGUAUUAAAAGCUUUACUUUUGGUCCUCUGCUCAGAUUAGCCGUGACUGGUGGUCAGGGAGCAAGAAAGGCUUCCCCAGAGUUCUUUACAGAUUUUAUAGUGACAAAACAUGUACCAGCAACUUAUUUUUUAAUACAGUAAUUUUUACAUGUACAGUGUUUAGCUGAAAUAUUGGAAUGUCCUCUGGUACUUAACACAAAGUAACUCGGGAGAGCUCCACAUUUGGCUGAAGAUUUAAUCUUGCUUUAUGCGAUUGAGAUUUUGUUAUUAACAAUAAUAUUUAUGACAGUGAAAAAGCCAAGCUGCAAAGAUGUUUAUUUUGAUGAGAUAUUUAUUUUUGGGAGCAGAGCUUUGCCUUUUUGUGUUGAUUGUGACCCUUUUUUUUCGAGCCAUGAAUAGUUUGUUGUGUCACGUGACCGUUUUAUAAAUCAGUAUGUUAUUCUAUUUUUGGAUGUAGACAACAUCUGAUACAUUCUUUAAAGACACCUCAAAGUGUAAUAAGCAAAGAAUAAAAAAUGUACUGUGUCCCCUUUA
Molecule: messenger RNA, 3803 nt
Organism: Scatophagus argus
Lineage: Eukaryota; Metazoa; Chordata; Actinopteri; Scatophagidae
Gene: soat1
Product: sterol O-acyltransferase 1
Exons: 16
Coding region: 183-1898 (571 amino acids)
Biological process (GO): cholesterol metabolic process; cholesterol efflux
Cellular component (GO): endoplasmic reticulum membrane
Molecular function (GO): cholesterol O-acyltransferase activity; fatty-acyl-CoA binding; cholesterol binding
Source: RefSeq, a predicted model, not a curated record